CUGUCUGACUACAACAUUCAAAAGGAAUCAACCCUGCACUUGGUACUUCGCCUCAGAGGAGGGAUGCAAAUCUUUGUUAAAACUCUGACAGGCAAAACUAUCACAUUGGAAGUAGAACCCUCCGAUACCAUUGAGAAUGUUAAAGCCAAGAUCCAGGACAAGGAAGGAAUUCCCCCAGACCAGCAGAGACUUAUCUUUGCAGGCAAACAGUUAGAAGAUGGACGCACCCUGUCUGACUACAACAUUCAAAAGGAAUCAACCCUGCACUUGGUACUUCGCCUCAGAGGAGGGAUGCAAAUCUUUGUUAAAACUUUGACAGGCAAAACUAUCACAUUGGAAGUAGAACCCUCCGAUACCAUUGAGAAUGUUAAAGCCAAGAUCCAGGACAAGGAAGGAAUUCCCCCAGACCAGCAGAGACUUAUCUUUGCAGGCAAACAGUUAGAAGAUGGACGCACCCUGUCUGACUACAACAUUCAAAAGGAAUCAACCCUGCACUUGGUACUUCGCCUCAGAGGAGGGAUGCAAAUCUUUGUUAAAACUUUGACAGGCAAAACUAUCACAUUGGAAGUAGAACCCUCCGAUACCAUUGAGAAUGUUAAAGCCAAGAUCCAGGACAAGGAAGGAAUUCCCCCAGACCAGCAGAGACUUAUCUUUGCAGGCAAACAGUUAGAAGAUGGACGCACCCUGUCUGACUACAACAUUCAAAAGGAAUCAACCCUGCACUUGGUACUUCGCCUCAGAGGAGGGAUGCAAAUCUUUGUUAAAACUCUGACCGGCAAAACUAUCACAUUGGAAGUAGAACCCUCCGAUACCAUUGAGAAUGUUAAAGCCAAGAUCCAGGACAAGGAAGGAAUUCCCCCAGACCAGCAGAGACUUAUCUUUGCAGGCAAACAGUUAGAAGAUGGACGCACCCUGUCUGACUACAACAUUCAAAAGGAAUCAACCCUGCACUUGGUACUUCGCCUCAGAGGAGGGAUGCAAAUCUUUGUUAAAACUCUGACCGGCAAAACUAUCACAUUGGAAGUAGAACCCUCCGAUACCAUUGAGAAUGUUAAAGCCAAGAUACAGGACAAGGAAGGAAUUCCCCCAGACCAGCAGAGACUUAUCUUUGCGGGCAAACAGCUUGAAGAUGGACGCACCCUGUCUGACUACAACAUUCAAAAGGAAUCAACCCUGCACUUGGUACUUCGCCUCAGAGGAGGGAUGCAAAUCUUUGUUAAAACUCUGACAGGCAAAACUAUCACAUUGGAAGUAGAACCCUCCGAUACCAUUGAGAAUGUUAAAGCCAAGAUCCAGGACAAGGAAGGAAUUCCCCCAGACCAGCAGAGACUUAUCUUUGCAGGCAAACAGUUAGAAGAUGGACGCACCCUGUCUGACUACAACAUUCAAAAGGAAUCAACCCUGCACUUGGUACUUCGCCUCAGAGGAGGGAUGCAAAUCUUUGUUAAAACUCUGACCGGCAAAACUAUCACAUUGGAAGUAGAACCCUCCGAUACCAUUGAGAAUGUUAAAGCCAAGAUCCAGGACAAGGAAGGAAUUCCCCCAGACCAGCAGAGACUUAUCUUUGCAGGCAAACAGUUAGAAGAUGGACGCACCCUGUCUGACUACAACAUUCAAAAGGAAUCAACCCUGCACUUGGUACUUCGCCUCAGAGGAGGGAUGCAAAUCUUUGUUAAAACUCUGACAGGCAAAACUAUCACAUUGGAAGUAGAACCCUCCGACACCAUUGAGAAUGUUAAAGCCAAGAUCCAGGACAAGGAAGGAAUUCCCCCAGACCAGCAGAGACUUAUCUUUGCGGGCAAACAGCUUGAAGAUGGACGCACCCUGUCUGACUACAACAUUCAAAAGGAAUCAACCCUGCACUUGGUACUUCGCCUCAGAGGAGGGAUGCAAAUCUUUGUUAAAACUUUGACAGGCAAAACUAUCACAUUGGAAGUAGAACCCUCCGAUACCAUUGAGAAUGUUAAAGCCAAGAUCCAGGACAAGGAAGGAAUUCCCCCAGACCAGCAGAGACUUAUCUUUGCAGGCAAACAAUUAGAAGAUGGACGCACCCUGUCUGACUACAACAUUCAAAAGGAAUCAACCCUGCACUUGGUACUUCGCCUCAGAGGAGGGAUGCAAAUCUUUGUUAAAACUCUGACAGGCAAAACUAUCACAUUGGAAGUAGAACCCUCCGACACCAUUGAGAAUGUUAAAGCCAAGAUCCAGGACAAGGAAGGAAUUCCCCCAGACCAGCAGAGACUUAUCUUUGCGGGCAAACAGCUUGAAGAUGGACGCACCCUGUCUGACUACAACAUUCAAAAGGAAUCAACCCUGCACUUGGUACUUCGCCUCAGAGGAGGGAUGCAAAUCUUUGUUAAAACUUUGACAGGCAAAACUAUCACAUUGGAAGUAGAACCCUCCGAUACCAUUGAGAAUGUUAAAGCCAAGAUCCAGGACAAGGAAGGAAUUCCCCCAGACCAGCAGAGACUUAUCUUUGCAGGCAAACAAUUAGAAGAUGGACGCACCCUGUCUGACUACAACAUUCAAAAGGAAUCAACCCUGCACUUGGUACUUCGCCUCAGAGGAGGGAUGCAAAUCUUUGUUAAAACUCUGACAGGCAAAACUAUCACAUUGGAAGUAGAACCCUCCGACACCAUUGAGAAUGUUAAAGCCAAGAUCCAGGACAAGGAAGGAAUUCCCCCAGACCAGCAGAGACUUAUCUUUGCGGGCAAACAGCUUGAAGAUGGACGCACCCUGUCUGACUACAACAUUCAAAAGGAAUCAACCCUGCACUUGGUACUUCGCCUCAGAGGAGGGAUGCAAAUCUUUGUUAAAACUUUGACAGGCAAAACUAUCACAUUGGAAGUAGAACCCUCCGAUACCAUUGAGAAUGUUAAAGCCAAGAUCCAGGACAAGGAAGGAAUUCCCCCAGACCAGCAGAGACUUAUCUUUGCAGGCAAACAAUUAGAAGAUGGACGCACCCUGUCUGACUACAACAUUCAAAAGGAAUCAACCCUUCAUUUAGUAUUAAGAUUGAGAGGAGGUGUCUAA
This is a messenger RNA of Danaus chrysippus (African queen), 3033 nucleotides long. The record is from the annotation of a GenBank genome assembly. NCBI's taxonomy places the organism in Eukaryota, Metazoa, Arthropoda, Insecta, Lepidoptera, Nymphalidae.